CCGCCUGUGGGAUCAUGAUUACUGCUUCACACAAUCCCAAGCAAGAUAAUGGUUAUAAAGUAUAUUGGGAAAAUGCAUGCCAGAUCAUUCCACCACACGACAAAGGCAUUAGUAAUGCGAUUAGCAAUAAUCUUGAACCCUGGAUAUGGGACCCUAAACUUGUCGAUAAUAAUGAAUUAUGUGUCGACAAUAUAAAUGAAAUUUCUGAUGCUUAUUUUGGAGAGUUGAAGGUAUUAUCGCGUCAUCGAGAAGAUAAUGCGGCAUCAAAUCUCAAAUUUAUUUACACAGCCUUGCAUGGGGUUGGAACCCCAGCAGCAAAGAGAAUAUUUGAAACGUUUUCUUUAAAAUCACUUAUCCUUACCAAGGAACAAGCCGAUCCAGAUCCAGAUUUUCCGACAGUAACAUUUCCUAAUCCUGAAGAGGGAAAAGGAACAUUGGAACUUGCCAUGAAAACUGCCAAUGAAGUUGGUGCACGUAUUGUAUUGGCAAACGAUCCUGACGCUGAUAGAUUUUCAGUUUCGGAAAAACAAAAAAAUGGUAACUGGACAAUCUUUUCGGGUAAUCAAAUAGGUGUAAUGCUUGCAUCCGUUGUACUAAAUAAUUAUAAAGCCAGUGGUAAACCACUCGAAAAAUUAGCAAUGUUAUCAUCUGCUGUAUCAUCAAAAAUGUUGGCCAUAAUUGCAAAGAUUGAAGGAUUUUAUUUUGAAGAAACUUUGACAGGAUUUAAAUGGUUGGGCAAUGUAACGAUUGAUCUGGUAAAAAAAGGAUAUGAAGUAUUAUUUGCUUAUGAAGAAGCAAUUGGAUUCAUGAUUGGAGAUGCUGUUAGAGAUAAAGAUGGUAUAAGUGCUUUAGGAACUUUUGCAGAAUUAGUUGUACAAUUAGAUAAACGAGGAAUGAGUAUUUCAGAAUAUUUAGAUGAAUUAUAUAAAAAGUAUGGAUAUUUUGUAACAGAAAAUUCUUACUUUAUCUGCCAUUCUUUACCUACUAUCAAUAAUAUUUUUGAUAAGAUUCGGUACGGAGAAAACCCG
Dentiscutata heterogama is the source of this 1028-nucleotide messenger RNA. Lineage: Eukaryota; Fungi; Glomeromycota; Glomeromycetes; Diversisporales; Gigasporaceae. The record is from the annotation of a GenBank genome assembly.